Messenger RNA from Rotaria sp. Silwood2, 462 nucleotides. The record is from the annotation of a GenBank genome assembly. Lineage: Eukaryota; Metazoa; Rotifera; Eurotatoria; Philodinida; Philodinidae.
AUGCAUCUCAUGCGCUCAAUGCUAUUUACAAUUGCUUUACUUAUGAUUAUUACAUUGAUUCAAGGAAAACCAACGCAUAUAUCAUCAUCAUCAACUAAUAUCAAAGAUUAUAUUAAGCACUUACUUAGUUUAACUGGAAUUGAAAAUGAGUAUGCACGAUUUUUAUCAUUUUUAAAAAUUGAUCCACCAACCGAUAAUACAAAAAUGAGAGUAUUAUAUGAUGAAUUGUUUUCAACUAAUGCCUAUGUUUCUGAUCUUAUCCGAUUAUAUGCAAAAUCUUAUACAUUAGAUGAAAUUAUUGAACUUCUCGCUUUUUAUUCAAGUCCGUUGGGCAAAAAAACACUUCAAACUACUCAUGAAAUAAAUCGACAAAUCGAAGAUAUCAUGUUAACUAAAAUUAGUGACUAUAUUUUUACAUCCGCAGAACACGGUUUCAAUAUUCCACUCGCUGAAUUUCAAUAA